Molecule: messenger RNA, 1737 nt
Organism: Aspergillus steynii IBT 23096
Lineage: Eukaryota; Fungi; Ascomycota; Eurotiomycetes; Eurotiales; Aspergillaceae
Product: damage-control phosphatase ARMT1 family protein
Exons: 6
Coding region: 69-1496 (475 amino acids)
Biological process (GO): DNA damage response
Cellular component (GO): nucleus; cytoplasm
Molecular function (GO): phosphatase activity
Source: RefSeq, a predicted model, not a curated record
UACCUUUCGACCCAUUGGCCAUCGAACAGUGAGAGAGCACAUCUCACAUUCUAGAUCUACUUGCAAAAAUGGAGUUCGAUCCCAAGACCCCGCAAUACCUCACCUCCGACAAGUCGAGCUUCGCCUCGGUCUCGGCCAACGAGCGUUGGCCGGUCAUUGUCACUGGUGCCAUUGAUGAUCUUCAUCGCACCGUUGGUGAUGUCACCGACGAGGAGAAGCGGAAGGAGGGAAAGACGAUCAUUGAGAAGCUGGCCGCCUUGAAGUAUGAGAUUCAGCAUAAUAGACAGUUGACCCCUCUUGUCGAUGAUGGCCAACGCGAUAUUGCCGACUACAACCGGGAGUUGGAACAGCGGGGGAACCCGACAUGGCUUCAUGUUCCGUGGCUUUUCUCCGAAUGCUAUCUCUACAGGCGUAUCAGCACGUUCUUCGCGCUGUCCAAGCACUGGAAGGGCUAUGAUGUCUUUGCCCGCCAGAAGAUGUCGACUUUCAAGUCUUCUCGACCUGCGGUGCUAGAACUGGCUGCCCGGUACAAGGAGCUGGCUCUGGAGGCGGAGAAGGCCGAGGGUGUGGAUGGCAAGACGCCCGAGCAGAUCGAGCAAGCGGAACGGGUGCUCUUCUCGGAGAUGUGUGAGAUCUGCCUGUGGGGAAAUGCUACAGACCUGUCGCUGUUGACGUCUCUCACCUACGAGGAUAUUCAGAAGCUGCAGGGCUCCCAGGCUCGGAAAGCGGCCGAGAAGAACAUCCUUGUCAACGACCUCAGUAAGGCCUUUGAUGUGCUGCACAAGGCGCGCAAGGAACGAAAAUCGGAGGAGCGCCGCGUCGACAUCGUCCUUGACAACUCGGGCUUCGAGCUCUUCGUCGACCUCAUCCUGGCUGGAUACCUUCUCUCUGCUGGCCUGGCGACGACGGUGGUGCUGCACCCCAAGCUGAUCCCCUGGUUCGUGUCGGACGUCACGCCGCCAGACUUCAAGGAUCUCAUCGAUGCCCUCUCCGACGCGCAAGGGUUCUACACGGCCGCUGACGAGUCCGGUCGAAAGUACGAACCGUUGUCCGAGAAGGAACAGUCGGAGGUGAACUUCCUUUUCGAACAAUGGAGCCAGUUCCACCAGGACGGCAAGUUGAUUAUCCGCCCACACAUCUUCUGGACGACACCCGGAGGCUACUGGCGUUUGCCUCAUGUGGCCUCUGACCUCCACGAGGAUCUGAAAGAGAGUGAGCUUGUGCUGUUCAAGGGCGACCUUAACUACCGCAAGUUGACCAACGAUGCUGCAUGGGACCCCACAACCCCGUUCACAACCGCCAUCGGCCCUCUCGGUCCCAACUCCGGGGUGCGCGUUCUCGCCUUCCGAACCUGCAAGGCCGACGUCGUCGUCGGCCUGCCCGAAGGUGAAGACGAGCGUCUCCGUGAACUCCCCGGCGGCGGCGGCUCCGAGGCCCGUAAGUGGGCUUGGAGUGGCAAGUGGGCCGUGGUGUCAUUCAGCGAUGGCAAGGCCUAGAUCGGUAUAGAAUCUAGAUUUAGACCCGAAGUAGAGUAACUGGCUAGAGGAGUCCCGAUCUAAGAGGAAGCCGUGAGGGAUUACAUAGAUGCCGAGAUCGGUAGAUAAAGGCACGAAGACACCGAACAUACAACGAUACAAGACAAAUUCAAAUGCAAAUGCAGACGCAAGUUCAAAUUCAACUCUCCAGUCCCAAACCCAUCGAAAACCGAACAAACAGACAAAGCAAAGAAAGACCAGC